This is a messenger RNA of Brassica oleracea var. oleracea, 1716 nucleotides long. RefSeq names its product squalene epoxidase 4. Gene Ontology annotation, cellular component: endoplasmic reticulum; membrane. Lineage: Eukaryota; Viridiplantae; Streptophyta; Magnoliopsida; Brassicales; Brassicaceae. The record is from RefSeq and is a predicted model, not a curated record. Gene Ontology annotation, biological process: sterol biosynthetic process. Gene Ontology annotation, molecular function: flavin adenine dinucleotide binding; squalene monooxygenase activity.
AUGGACGGCCUUGUUCCAGAGCUCAAGCAAGGCGGCCAGAAUAGGAGACGAAACCGAGGCGGAGGUCGUUAUCUUUACGGGUGGCUGGAGGGCUCCGAGUCGAAGAUAAAGAUAUCAUUACUAAGUGGAACGGCAACGACAUACACGUGGUUAUGGACGCUUCUCGCCUUCAUUCUGACAUGGAUGGUUUUUCACCUCAUCAAAAGAAAGAAGAUUGGAACAGAGGAGACAGAGGUCGAUGCAGAAGAGACCAGAGAUGGUGAGGCUCAUGAUGUCAUCAUUGUUGGGGCGGGUGUGGCAGGCGCGGCUCUUGCUUAUGCUCUUGCUAAGGAUGGACGGCGAGUACAUGUGAUAGAGAGAGACUUGAAAGAACCUCAAAGAUUUAUGGGAGAGCUGAUGCAACCGGGUGGACGCCUCAUGUUAGCUCAGCUUGGCCUUGAAGAUUGUUUGGAGGAGAUAGACGCUCAAGAAAUAAAGUCAUUGGCAAUUUACAAGGACGGGAAAAACGACACCUUGUAUUUUCCGGAUAACAAAAAUUUUCCUUGUGAAUCUGCCGGUAGACUCUUACGUAAUGGCCGUCUGGUACAACGUCUACGCAAAAAGGCAGCUUCUCAUGCCAAUGUGCAACUCGAAGAAGGAACGGUGAAGUUUUUGAUAGAAGAAAAAGGAGUGGUUAAGGGAGUGAUAUACAAGAAUAGUGCAGGCGAAGAAAUAACUGCCUUUGCACCUCUCACUGUGGUAUGCGACGGUUGCUACUCGAACCUUUGCCGGUCAGCCGUCGAUAAUAAAGUGGAAGUGCUCUCUUAUUUUGUGGGUUACGUCACGAAGAAUACCCGACUUGAAGAUCCACAUAGUAUGCAUCUGAUUUUUUCUAAACCUUUACCAUGUGUUGUAUAUCAAAUAACAAGCAGUGAGGUACGUUGUGCUGCCGAGGUUCCUGCUGAUAGCAUUCCUUCUAUAGCAAAUGGCGAAAUGGUUAAGUUUCUCAAGAAAACUGUGGCUCCUCAGAUACCAGAUGGAAAUCUCCGUGAGACAUUUUUGAAAGGGGUUGAGGAGGGACUACUAGAAAUAAAAACAACUGCGACUAAGAGUAUGUCAGCGAAGCAGUGUGAUAAGAAAGGAGUGAUUGUGUUGGGAGAUGCAUUCAAUAUGCGUCAUCCUAUAAUCGCUUCAGGGAUGAUGGUUGCACUCUCCGACGUUCUCAUUUUACGCAAUCUUCUCAGGCCAGUGCCUAGCUUUAGCAAUACUAAGAAGGUCUUGGAGCUUGUUAAGUCCUUUUACAUCAUCCGCAAGCCAAUGUCGGCAACGGUGAACACGCUGGCGCAUGUCUUCUCAGAAGUGCUUGUUGCUACAACGGACGAAGCAAGAGAGGGAAUGCGAGAAAGCUGCUUUAAUUACCUCUCCAGUGGUGGAUUCCGAACAUCCGGAAUGAUGGCUAUUCUUGGUGGCAUGAACCCUCGUCCCCUUAGUCUAGUUUUUCAUCUUGUAUGCAUCACCCUCACCGCCAUGGGCCACUUGCUCUCUCCCUUUCCUUCACCUCGUCGCUUUUGGCAUAGCCUCAGAGUUUUUGCGUUGGCUUUGAAAAUGUUGGGUGCACAUUUGGGGGAUGAAGGGUUGAAAGAGAUGUUGAUCCCAACAAACGCAGCUUCCUAUCGCAGAAGCUAUAUGGCCACGGCCUCCGACUGUUGAUUGAUCAUUCCAAAACCAAGACUAUGU